AUGGCGAAGAUCUUGCUCCUGCUUGCGGUGGCCGCGGCCGUGUGCAGCGUGUUGGCCGAGCCUCCGGUGGACCGCACCUACCUUCCUCCGGGCUCCGGAGGAUAUUCCGGCGGCCCCGGCGGUCGGCCCUCGCCCGUCCGCUUCAGCGGCAGCGGCGCUCCUUCCCCGGUGUACGGCGCUCCCGGAGCCGGAGGACGCGGCCUUGGCGGCGCCGGCGGCUCCAGCUACUCGGCUGCGGCCGCGGGCGCGCCCAGCCGUCUCGGCAACGGCCCCGCCCCCGUCUACGGCGCCCCCGGCUUCGGAGGCUACAACGGCGCCCUGUCCGGCACCACCGAGGACCCCCUGGCUGAACCGGCCAACUACGAAUUCCAGUACGAAGUGCAGGACUUCGAGUCCGGCACGGACUUCGGCCACCAGGAGAGCCGCCAGGACGAGUUCGCGCAGGGCGAGUACCGCGUGGUGCUGCCCGACGGGCGCACGCAGAUCGUGGAGUACGAGGCGACGCCCGAGGGCUACAAGCCGCAGAUCCGCUACGAGGAGACUGCCGAGGGCGCGGCGGCGGCGCAGCGCGCCGAGCAGCGCGCCCAGGCCAUCCGCGACGCCGUCUCGGGGCUGGGCGGCUACAACUACGACGCCCCCAGCGGGCCGUACUAG
This is a messenger RNA of Gryllus bimaculatus (two-spotted cricket), 654 nucleotides long. Lineage: Eukaryota; Metazoa; Arthropoda; Insecta; Orthoptera; Gryllidae. The record is from the annotation of a GenBank genome assembly.